Molecule: messenger RNA, 402 nt
Organism: Truncatella angustata
Lineage: Eukaryota; Fungi; Ascomycota; Sordariomycetes; Amphisphaeriales; Sporocadaceae
Exons: 3
Coding region: 104-307 (67 amino acids)
Source: RefSeq, a predicted model, not a curated record
UGUCUGAGAUUCCAACUUUCUACCAUUUGCUUACUGCAUUAAAUUUAUUUCCUUGAGAGAUAUUUUCUUUCGCAAAAUAUUUCCCACCUGACAAGAUAACGCUAUGGAUCGUAGCUUAGACGAGAUCGUCGCUGAGAAUCAGCAAGACAAGCGCGGCCAGCGAGGUCCACGACGUGCCCGCGGCAACCAUGGAGGCGGUGGAAGAGGAGGUGGCCGUGAUGGCUCACGAACCCGAGAGCGAGACUCGUACCCGCGAGACUCGUACCCGCGAGACGGCGUAAGAAAGGUUGCUCACCCUCCUCCUUGACAUCUAGAUCCAGACCAAACCAUCCCCCUCUGUCCAACUUUCGAGGCGCUGCCAGACAAUUCUUCCUCAAAAUAAGCGAUUUCGAUGGCUCUAGG